Molecule: messenger RNA, 2898 nt
Organism: Aspergillus clavatus NRRL 1
Lineage: Eukaryota; Fungi; Ascomycota; Eurotiomycetes; Eurotiales; Aspergillaceae
Exons: 3
Coding region: 1-2898 (965 amino acids)
Biological process (GO): regulation of transcription by RNA polymerase II
Cellular component (GO): SAGA complex
Molecular function (GO): transcription coregulator activity
Source: RefSeq, a predicted model, not a curated record
AUGGCGACGGCGAUCUCGAAGCCUACCUCGCAUCCCCCCAAGAUGAAGCGGCCGCCCCCGCCUUUCGUCCCAGUGGGUGUUAAUGGGGUUAAGUCUCAGCAGUCCUCCUCUUCCUCUCCACCGUCCACAUCGAAGCGUUUACCCGGGACCAGUCAACCGGCCUCUGCGCCUGUUACUAACGGCCUGGCCCCGAAUGGUCUCAAAGGCGCCGCCAAUUCCACUCCUUUGACAACCAACAACUCAAGCAAGGGUUCCCUGAACCGUACCAAGAAAGAUGCGCCGAAGUCGGGGGAUCAGGCCAUGCGGUUACAGAAGCAUUCGGCAAAGACACCGACUGUGGAAAGCGAUUCCCGGCUGGGGAAGAUAUGUCCAGAGCCAUAUGUCAAAACGUCGUCAUAUAUCUUGAAGAAAUACUCCAAGUGCCCUCCUUCUUUGAUUGUACACCUACACCCCACACAUUUUCGGUUCGAACAGCAGGAUGGAAGUUUCUCGUACAACUCGGAGAUGAAGGUAGUGAUUGAACAUAUCCGUGCUGGCACUGUUCCCCAUGAUAUGAUGGAGGAGUUGCUCCGAGCGAAUGUCCGGUUCUAUGAAGGUUGUCUCAUCGUUCGAGUCGUGGACCACAAAUCCGUUUCAGCACAAGUUCGGAAAACAUCUGCGCCAUUGUCCAACGAUAGCAACACACCCUUCUCGCUCCAUAACUACAACGAGCAUAUCACCCCAUCGGCGUACGUUCCAUACCCGAAGCAGAACCAAUUGGCGUCCGAAACCAGUACCACGAAGUCAGAUUCUGCGGCGAGCGGCCAGCUCGAUGGGAAAGGCAAAGACGAGCCAGUUGGCGACUCGCAAAGCUCUAAGAACGAAAAUGACGCGGGGUCGUCCCAGAAGCCAUCGCCAGCCAAGCCCCGGGUAUUCACGACAGUUCUUCACCCUACUCCUCGCUCGCUACAGGCAGAACUUAUACUGCUUGCUACCACCCCUGAUCCCCGGGCUGCGAAACAGCCGGCCUCAAGUUCGACUAACCGUACCCAACAGUCUUCUUCGACAGCCCCUCAAUCACCGGUAGUGGCUACCAAUCUACCGGAACGAGGCCAUGUUGCCAAAAGACAGAAAAUGCUGGUGGAACCACAAGAUCUAUUGGAGUGUGAAUCUAGAUUGACGCGUGCGUUAGCGCCCCCCCUCUUUUUGGAACCGGUGGACAAUCUGGAAGCCGCACAGGAUCUUUUGAGAUACCUGGAAAGUCCUCUCCAUCGUGAUCCGCCGCCGUCACCAAAGAGGAGGAAGCGAACGGUGGCAGAGCUUGCCGCGGACGAAGCGCUGGCUGCCGAGGAGGAACGAUUUAUGCUCAUUAUGGACGAACGCUUGGAGCCCGCUACAUCAGGAGGCCCCGGCGGGCCCAAAUCUGCUGCCGUGGACGACACAGGUGUCGGCGCGUCGUUCGAACCGCGUUUCUCGAGAUUUAAAACACUCGAAAAUAUUCGGAUGCAACAUGAGGAGAAGGCGAAACGGGAGCACGAAAUCAAAGUCAAGCAAGAGCUGGCCAAGCGACAACAACAGGAACAGGAGAGGGAGCGACGCCGUUUGCUGGAACAACGUCAAGCAGAGGAGCAUGCGAAGGAGGAAGCUCGAAGGCAGCAUCUGGCUGCCCAGCAGGCGCAGGCGCAGCUUGCAGCCCAACAGCAGAAUCGACAUGCUAUGGCUCAGGUUAACGGGGUCAGCCAGGCACCGCAGUCCUCGCCAGUUGUCCGCAAUCAAACACCACUCAACACCUCAUCACCACUUGUCGGCAGCACAAUGGUUUCACAAUCUGGUGUCCCGAUGAGCAUGACGUCUUCUGCGCAGGGUGCAGGAAGCCCACCACGACCUCCCUCGGCUUUGCAGCACGGUCACCCGAAUGUGAUGAGCCAUCCGAUGGCGCCGUCAAGAAGCCAGCAGGGACAGUCCCGGCACGGCACUCCACAGAUGACCCAAGGGACACCGUCCAUGUCGCAUGCGACUCCGACCAUGCGCAAUGUUACCCCCACUCAGCGGAUGAGCCAUGGCAGCCCGAGUCAGCCGACCAUGGCUCCCACACCGGUAUUGAGCCAAGCGAUGAUGGGAACUCCCCAGAUGGGCGUUGGCAUGGGUCUUACGCCCCAACAGCAACAGAUUCUGCUGCAGAGGCAGCAGAUGCUUGCGCAGCAAGGACAAAUCGGGCAUGCACAAUUCACACCGCAGCAGCUCGCCCAGCUUCAAGCCAAUGCGCACGCUCAGCAAAAUAUCCAGUCGCAUCAACAGCAGAUGUUACAGGCUCAGCAGCAAAAUCACCAGGCACAGCAACAAAAGAUGCCGAAUACACAGUCCUACCAAGCCUCGUUAUUGCGCAAUCAGUACCACCAGAUGCAACUGGCUCAGCAACAGCAAACUCAGGGUCAGCAACCACAGGGUCAGCAGGCUCAGGUGCAUCAGGGCAGUCCACAGAUGACUCCUCAGCAGCAACAGAUGAUGAUGGCAGCAGCAGCCCAGGCCAACGCCGGGCACAUGCCGCAGAACUUUCAGGGAGUUAAUAUGGCCCAAAGGUACAGCCAACUCUAUCAACAGCGCCUGCUCCGUCUUCGGCAAGAAAUGUCCACUCGAUACAUGGGUCAAUAUGGGCCUCCCGCGCAAUACCCGCCACAAAUUGCGCAGCAGUAUAGCGUCGGUCUUGAACGGAGUGCGAAAGCGUGGGUGCAGGAGAUUAUUCGGCGCGAGCGUGAGGCAGCUCACCAACAGCGUGCAUCUCAAGUGGCAGCUGUUCAAGCUCAGGUUAUGCAGCAGCAACAACAACAACAACAGCAGCAGCAGCAACAGCAACAGCAACAACAACAACAGCAACAGCAGCAACAACAGAACAUGAUGCAAAAUGUUAUGGGAAAGUAA